AUGGGACGAAGGAAUCUUAAAACAGCGUUAGCUACGAUAGGUCUACUACUAGUGGUUUAUUUCCUCUACACUUCACACGAUGGGCAUGUGUCUUACAAGACAGAGCCAAAUUCAAACAAGUUACAACUUCUACGAGAGCUAGAGGCUAACAAAGAAUGGAAAACCCAAGGUUUCAAUUUCCAACCGAAGUUGAAGCCAACUUUGGAUCAAUCCAGCACUGUCCUUCAACAACUUUACAAAAGUAUUCCUUAUGAUUCCAACACCGACUUCCCCAAGUUCAUAUGGCAAACGUGGAAAGUCGAUUUGCAGGAUGAAACUUUUCCCAAAAGGUAUCGCAAUUUUCAAGCAACAUGGGAUGAGAAAAAUCCAAACUACAAGCAUUUUGUUAUUCCAGAUGAGCAAUGCGACACUCUUGUUCAAGAGCUAUAUUCAGAAGUGCCCGACGUUGCUAAAGCUUAUAAAAUUAUGCCGAAAUCCAUCUUGAAAGCGGAUUUUUUCAGGUACUUGAUAUUGUUUGCUAGGGGAGGUGUAUACACUGAUAUUGACACAGUGGGAUUGAAGCCUGUCGACGAAUGGAGCAGCAAUAAAGAGGAGAUUGCUGGGAAAAUCAACAAUGCGGGGCUAGUAGUUGGAAUUGAGGCUGAUCCAGAUCGACCUGAUUGGGCCGAGUGGUAUGCGCGAAGAAUACAAUUUUGUCAAUGGACGAUUCAGUCGAAACGAGGACACCCCAUGUUGGCUCAGCUUAUUGCCAAGAUCACGGAAAUAACGCUUACGAGAUUGGAAAAGGGCCAGUUGAAAAAAGUGUUGGGAAAGGACGAAGGGGGAGAUAUAAUGAACUGGACUGGGCCAGGCAUAUUUACAGACUAUGUCUUCAAGUAUCUCAAUCAGAUAGUUGAGGUUGAUUGGCGACUUUUCACUGGAAUGGAGCAACCGAUUGUUAUUGACGAUGUGUUGGUGUUACCGAUAACAUCCUUCAGCCCGGAUGUAAAUCAAAUGGGCGCCAAGUCUUCGGGCGAUCCAAUGGCAUUUGCUAAACAUAUGUUUUCCGGUAGCUGGAAGGACGAUGGUAUGCCUGAAAUGGGUUUAUAG
Molecule: messenger RNA, 1089 nt
Organism: Lodderomyces theae
Lineage: Eukaryota; Fungi; Ascomycota; Pichiomycetes; Serinales; Debaryomycetaceae
Gene: OCH1
Product: Och1p
Exons: 1
Coding region: 1-1089 (362 amino acids)
Biological process (GO): protein N-linked glycosylation
Cellular component (GO): mannan polymerase complex
Molecular function (GO): alpha-1,6-mannosyltransferase activity
Source: RefSeq, a predicted model, not a curated record